Messenger RNA from Drepanopeziza brunnea f. sp. 'multigermtubi' MB_m1, 1998 nucleotides. Lineage: Eukaryota; Fungi; Ascomycota; Leotiomycetes; Helotiales; Drepanopezizaceae. The record is from RefSeq and is a predicted model, not a curated record.
AUGGGCAUGGGCAUGGGCAUGGGCAUGGAUGGGCACGAGCAUGGACAUGGACAUGAACCCGGCGGCCCAGGAUCCAGGCAGGACACCCAUAACAUCCCGUACGCCAUGGAACACAGUCCCCUUCCCCGGGGACCCGCGGUGGAAAAAGCUAGACCGACCGACCAGCAUCUCCGUACUGCAAGUACGGAGCGCCUCUCGAGUCUCCGCACGCUCGAGGGAAAGUCCACUGUCUGUCCCACGGCUAUCGUAUCGUAUCCAUUCGCUUCUAUCAAACGACUCGCUUCGAGAGCCGGUUGGGAAUCAAGAGAGCGGCGACAAAGGUCUGGGACCUGGCCAGUCGCCAGCUUGGGAUUACAGCAUUUCUUAGACAACCCCCAUCCAUCCAUCCGUUCAUCCAUCCCCUGUGACGGAUCGAGCAUACGGAACGCACCUCUUCCAUGCAGUCAACCGCCCCCCACCAACCAACCGUCGUCGACAUCGAUGUUGCUCACCAUCAAACCACCAGCGCAUUACGGCUACAAGUCUUUUCGUGAUUAUACUCCGCCUACCCCACCAUCGACAUCUCGUUUCUCACCGACCGUAGCCUCGACCGUAGCGUCGUUUCCUCCCAUCUUGGCCAACGUUCAGUCUCUACCUCCUCUCACAGCCACCAAGGCAUUAGAUUCAAUGUCGGCGAGACCACAUCUUCCUCCCCUGCAACAGAACCCGUCACAAGCACCGCCAGUCCCACUGACCCAGCCCAUGGGACAGUUGCCGGCGCCUCCACAGCAGUGGCAAGGUGCAGAGGAAUCGAUGAGAAACUGGCUGCACGCUAAGGCGGAGGAGGACAAGCGCAAGCAAGAAGAAGAGAAGACCCGGCAAGAAUCAUUGCGACUGGAACAGCGAAAGAUCGAGCAAGAUAUGCUAAGGACGUCUCUGGCGGGGGGGAUUCCCCCACACAUGAUCCCGAUGGUUUUUGCGGGAAUGGGAGGUGGCAACCUUCCAAAUGCCAGUUUGGAAUGGGCUCAGCAUUACAUGUCGCAGGCCCCCCAUCCCCAGCAACAGCAACAACCACAACAACUGCUUCCUGCCCAGCCACAGGCUUCGCCGGAGCCGCUCCAGCGGAGAGAGUCACGCUUAGCCUCUCAGCCCUACCCUGGUCAACAACACCCGGCACCGAUGACUCUGCCUUCAACGCCCAUAGGUCCUUCUAGUGCACAACCAACCGCCGGCUUCCUCCCCAGCUAUCAGAUGUCACCAGCCACUCGGGCUCGGUCAGGUUCUCAGGGGCAAGCGGCUGCGACUCGACCACCACCUAAAACGUCUCAGUUGCCGAAAAUCAACACGGGGGAGGCUCCCUCCCACCACCCGCCCGCGGCAAGCCAUCAUCCCCUUCAGCAAACCCAGUCCGUUCAGGAGCAACAGUCGUCCCCAUCGAUAUAUUUCCACCACUGGCAGCCCCCGACCACGCAGGCAGCUACCACGAGCAAUGCACAUCAGCCGUCCACUCCGUCAGGCAAGCAUAAUACCACGUCCCCCAAAAAACGCAAGGCCACCGGACCACAACAAGCCGCACCGGCACCUACCUCGGAAUCGCGACACGCAUCGCCUCCUUCUUCGCAGACCGGCUCUUUCGUCUCGAAUCCGCCCUCUAGCCGACGUCGCGGCCAUUCACGUGACCUCCCCGCGCGAGGGAUGGACUCGUUUGGACGACCCCUGAGCCGCCAUCGCCAUGACGGUUUCACAAGUCAAGGCCUCACUUCGCCCAUACAUUCUUACGCACCUGAACAGCAAACCAACGCUUCCGCCGCGCCUGCCGAGUCUCAGCGACAGGUUAGGGGCCCCCAGCACGUCUCAGGUGACUCGCAGGCACAGCAGAUGCAACCUCAUCAACAUACGCAUCAGAUACAGAGGGACCCUCCGUAUUCGGCGGGCCCGGAGAUGAGGCAUGAUAUCCGACGCGGAAGCUCUGAAGAGGGAAUUUCCAGGCGGGCUAGCGUUAUCAAAGAAACGAGAUGA